AAAGGAUUACGAGGGAGCUGUCAGUUGACUGGUCUUGUCGCUCCCAGUGAAUCCCAGGAGGCGUCUCCUUAAACCACCUCUGGCUUUGUCUUCAAGGCUACUCAAGCCAUCCCCGUGCUCUUUGCUUCUGGCUUCUCAUGGGGUCCUCUGUGGCCAGAGCCGGGCUCCUCCUGGCACUCGAGCUAGCGCUCCUGGACCCAGCUGGCUGCCUACAGCACCGUCCCGGCUGGCGCUUCUCUUCUUUUGAAGUGGUGAUUCCCCGCCAGCUAAGCAGCCGAAGAGCCCUCAGAGGAUCCAGCGGCGCUCUUGCUGAAGUCCCCGGGAGGCUCUCCUACUCGCUGCGCUUUGGUGGCAGAAGGUACGUGGUCCAUAUGCGGGUCAAGAAGUUCCUGUUGCCCAGACACCUCCCGAUCCUAGUGGACGAUAAGCAAGGAGCUCCCCAAGAGGAGUAUCCAUAUGUCCCGAACGACUGUUACUACCAUGGCUAUUUGGAAGGGAUCCCCGCGUCCAUGGCUGUCUUGAACACCUGCCAAGGGGGUCUCCGAGGGACUUUGCAUUUGGAUGACUUCACCUAUGAAAUCGAGCCUCUCCACAGUUCUUCCCAGUUUGAACAUGUGUUAUCCCAGCUGGUGCCAGAAGAAGGGGAGGCUGGGCAGAAUCUUUUUCGAUGCAGUUUAACAAAUGAAAUGAAUGAACAGCUUUCCUACUCAGUGACUGGCCUUCGUCCUCGGGCAGGUCCCUUUAGCCACUGGUGGCCGCACAUCCGCUAUUUAAAAAUUGCGAUUUGCGUUAGCAGCUCUAGAGUGGACACUCAUAACAGGAAUCUUACUAUUCACAUUGACCAAAUGGUGACUUUGACUCAUAUAGUUGAUUCCAUUUAUAAGCAGUUUCGGAUUUUUACAGUCCUAGUUUUUCUGUAUCUUUGGCAAUAUUCCGAUAAAGUACCGCUAAUAGGAUCUUCAUCUGAAAUAGCAGAACAUUAUGGAUUGUGGAAAAAUUUAGUGAUCUCUAACAACUUUCCACAUGAUACUUCAGCCCUAGUUACUGGAAACAAGGCAGGGGAAACUGGUUAUGCUGCUUUUCCAAACUCAAUAUGCAAUGGCAACUGGGCAGCAAUAUUAUUAUGGUUUCAGGAUGACAGGGUCUUUUAUUAUUCAGUAAUCUUGGCGCAUUAUAUAGGUCACAACUUUGGCCUACCUCAUGAUCAGAUCUACUGUCAUUGUAUCCGAAGGUCACAUUGUCUCAUGGAAGACCAUCCACUUUUUUCUGAUUCUCUCAGUAAUUGCAGUUAUGGACGGUUUUUUGAUUUAGUUAAUUACUGGGAUCAAUGUUUAAACAGACUUCCAAACGUUUAUGAUAACUAUGCUUAUUCAUUUCGUCUUUGUGGUAAUAAGAGAAUAGACAUAAACGAACAGUGUGACUGUGGUUCAGUUAAAGAAUGUCUUGAGGAUCCCUGUUGUAGCAUGAGGUGUGAGCGGACCCCUAAUUCUGACUGUGCUUAUGGACCAUGCUGCGAAAGCUGUCACUUUAGAGCUUUGGGGUUACUUUGCAGGCGUGCAUUCAGCACCUGCGAUCUUCCAGAGUUCUGCAAUGGAAGUUCUGCCUUCUGCCCUCUAGAUAGCUAUGUCCAAGAUGGAACGCCAUGCACCGCAAAUGCCAUUUGCUUUAAAGGGAAUUGUACUGACCGACAUAUACAAUGCAGAGAAACGUUUGCUUCUACUCGUGUUGUAAAUGCUAAUGAUGCCUGCUACGAACAGUUGAAUGUGAAAGGAGAUAGAUUUGGAAACUGCGGAGUGGAGACUCAAAAGAAAAAUGAUUCUAAAGGAGAGAAGCAGAAAGAAAUAAAAUACAUUACUGUGCCUUGUCGACAAUCAACUGUCAAGUGUGGAAGGCUGCAAUGCGAAGGUUUGCAGACAAUGCCAAAUUUAGAUGAGCACAUUACAAUUCACCAAAUAGUAGUAAAGAAGGACAGAAGAGAUAUUACAUGUUUUGGGACAGAAUAUCACUAUGGGACAGGGUGGAUAGAUUUUGGAAUGGUGUGGGAUGGGUCAAAGUGUACCAAAAGCACAAUGUGCUUAAAUCAGAUAUGUGUUCCUAUAGCACAGUUGCGUUUUGACUGUAGUCCUGAGAAGUGUAACUAUAGAGGUGUUUGCAACAACCAUAAAAAUUGUCAUUGUCAGUUUGGCUGGUCUCCACCAUUUUGUACUCUGUUGGGUUAUGGUGGAAGCCUAGACAGUGGACCUACUGAAAACGAUGACACUGAUUUUAUCCUUUUUGCAAUUUUGGUUUUUGUCCUUAUUCGCAUUAUUUUAUUCUUCGUAUCAUUCAGUAUGGCGGUUGUGGCAUACAUCCGAAGAACUACGAAAAGUAGCACCAGCAUCAUGGACUAGGGUCUUUUUUCCCCUCUAAGGCCAUCAACAACUUGAAACACCCCAAAAGGAAAAUGAACGUUCUGACAACAAGGUGAUUUGGUUCUGAAAGCAAAAAAAUAAAUUUCUUUGAUACUUG
Trichosurus vulpecula (common brushtail) is the source of this 2508-nucleotide messenger RNA. Its product is annotated as disintegrin and metalloproteinase domain-containing protein 20-like. The transcript has a single exon. Gene Ontology annotation, biological process: proteolysis; male gonad development. Lineage: Eukaryota; Metazoa; Chordata; Mammalia; Diprotodontia; Phalangeridae. Gene Ontology annotation, molecular function: metalloendopeptidase activity. Gene Ontology annotation, cellular component: sperm head plasma membrane; external side of plasma membrane; plasma membrane. The coding region runs from base 138 to 2390 and encodes 750 amino acids. The record is from RefSeq and is a predicted model, not a curated record.